AUGCUAGAGCAGCAAGUUAUAAAGUACGACAAUCUUCACUUAAAUACUUUACGACACGACAUUAAUACGAACAGAAAUUCUCCUGUUAUGGAAGAAAAGGACAGGACUGAGCACGAUAUUACCUUCGGAAUAAGUGUGAACCGCAAUCUUCCGUCUCUUCCUUCCGAUUUCUAUCAAAUCUCAAAUCACAUAUCCAGACACCAUCAGGCAAUGGGCACUAAUGAAGCCUAUAUUUACACAAAACCUGGAUCUCCAGAUGAUCUUUCACAUGGAUUAUCUCUUUCUCAUUUUUCAUCUCACCUUACUAUUAAUUCAUCUUCUCCUUGUGGGAUUUUUCCUAGUGGCUCUGGAUUAAACCAAAGCAAUCAAAAUUUUUCUGGCGUUACGGAUAGCUCCGAAGGUCAUGUUGUACGGACAAGACGUCGCAAAGCUGGCAUAAGUGAUGAGGAGAGAGUUUGCAUUGUUUGUGGAGAGCCCGCCUCAGGGUACAAUUUCGACCGCUUGACUUGCGAAAGUUGUAAAGCGUUCUUUCGCCGCAAUGCCCUAAAACCCAGAGAUAAAGUAAAUUUUACAGCUCCUCCGCAUUACUAA
Molecule: messenger RNA, 591 nt
Organism: Protopolystoma xenopodis
Lineage: Eukaryota; Metazoa; Platyhelminthes; Monogenea; Polystomatidea; Polystomatidae
Source: the annotation of a GenBank genome assembly